Molecule: messenger RNA, 1647 nt
Organism: Oryza sativa Japonica Group (Japanese rice)
Lineage: Eukaryota; Viridiplantae; Streptophyta; Magnoliopsida; Poales; Poaceae
Product: U-box domain-containing protein 14
Molecular function (GO): protein binding
Source: RefSeq, a predicted model, not a curated record
UGUUCUGUACAUAUCAUGAUCAAACCCAUCAAAGAUGCGCAUGUCUGCCAUUGGCUCUCCAUUUUUUUUUAAAAAAAAGAAGCACUUCAAAAGUUAAAACCGACAGCGUAACUAGAACGAAAGCAAGCAGCGUAGCGUGGUUUCAAACCGCGCGGGAAAAGGUAAAUAAUUGGCGGUAGAAACGUUCAAGCCCACCACCACGAGCGUUACAGGUAAAGAAAGAAAGAAAGGCACGCGUCAUCUUCCUUCCUACUCACGCCGCCGUCCGAUCCAUCAACCAACCGACUAGAGGAGCCGCACACAAGUUUCCCAACUACUCCGGGAACGGAUCGAGCCUAAUCCGCCACUUCGCAUGCACGCCAUCCUCGCCUCGCCGAGAGAGAGAAGCGAUCGAUAUGGAGGUGAAGCUGCACGCGGCGAGGAGCCUCGUCGGCAGGCUGCGGGGUGCCGCCGCGGUGCACGACGGGGCGGCCACCGCCGUCGCCAUCGCCGAGAUCCGCCACGCCACCAAGGACGACCCGGACAUCCGGGCGCCGCUCGCGGACGCCGGGGCGGUGCCGUUCCUCGCCGCGCAGCUCACGGCGCCGUCCGCCGCCUCCGAGGACGCGGCGGCCGCGCUGCUCAACAUCUCCAUCUCCGCGCGGGGGCAGCUCAUGUCCGCCCCCGGGCUGCUGGAUGCUCUCACGGCGGCGCUCCGGGCGGACGAGUACUGCGCCGCCCACCACGCCGCCGCCACCGUGUAUAGCCUCCUCUGCGUCGAGGCCAACCGCCCCGUCGUCGGCGCCAGGCGGCCGUUGCUCGCCGCGCUCGUCUCCCUCCUCCGGGCGGCGCCCAACACCCGCGCCACCAAGGACGCGCUCAAGGCGCUCUUCGCCGUCGCGCUCCACCCGCCCAACCGCGCCACGCUCGUCGGCCUCGGCGCCGUGCAGGCGCUCUUCGCGCUCAUCAUGACGGACGGCCGGAGCGGCAUCAUGGAGGACGCCACCGCCGUCGUCGCGCAGGUCGCCGGGUGCGCGGAGAGCCUGGACGCGUUCACGAGGAUGUCCGGGCUGCGCAUUCUCGUCGACCUCGUCGAGCAAGGUGGCGCGUCGACACCAAGAACAAGGGAGAACGCGGCGGCCGCGCUGCUCAACCUUGUCGUGGCCGGCGGCGAGCGCGCCGUGGCGGAGGUGAUCGCGGUGGGCGGCGCGGAGGACGCGGUGAGGGAGCUCGCGGAGGACGCCACGGCGAGCGCGAGGGGGAAGGCGAAGGCGGAGUCGCUGCUGCGGGCGUUGGAGUGCGGCGGCGCGAGGCGGCGAGAGCACCGGCUCGCCGACUUCCUGAACGGGCUGGUGCAGUCCGACCCGUACAUCUCGUCGCCGGCGUCGGCGUCGACGCACGGGUAAACGGCUGACGCGCUAAUCUUAGACCUUUGCACGUUUACCUUUCUGUUCCUUCUGUAGCAGUGACGUAUUUUAGAUUGGAUAAUGACGUUCUCCGUAUUAUAUAUUUUUUGGAAAGCUAGGAUAUUAUAUUUAUUCAUCCUUUGUAAAUACGUCUACUAUAAGUAGAGCCUAGGGGGUGUUUUGGGGCAAUUACUCUGGGUCUAAUGACUAAUGUAAGGCUAAUUAAGUUGGUGCGGAUCCCAUUGUUGAUACAUUUUUUUUA